This is a messenger RNA of Brassicogethes aeneus, 779 nucleotides long. Lineage: Eukaryota; Metazoa; Arthropoda; Insecta; Coleoptera; Nitidulidae. The record is from the annotation of a GenBank genome assembly.
GUGCACUCUAAAAAAUGCAUUGGUCGUUGAGGCUAAUUUUUUCUUGCUACGUGUACUUUAGUAUACCUAAAAAUAACUUUUAGUUUCUGAAACCAAUUUUAGGUAUGCUUUGGUUGCAUUAAACAAUUUAAAUUAGUUAUCAGAACUGGAUAUUAUUGUUAACUGUAUUUUAGUAAUGAUAACCGAUCACGCAUGUUGCAACGAAUAUAUUUUAUUCUACCUAGUAACCUAUACUAAUAUAUUUAUUUUUGUUAGCCAAAGCCAUGAUUAACCAAUUAUUUUUUUAAAUUUGGCGCCAUUAAACGUCGGCAGAAACUCCGAUCUGCUCAGCAGAUUCUGCUGUCCACUAAUGCGUGUGUUGUAUUGUGGGUGGUCAUGAUAUUUUCUGUGUGAUCAUACAAAGUAAACCUUGUGCCUUAUUGAUAAAAACUAAUAUUUUGUGUGUGCACAAUAUGAGUGAGAGUGGUGAUUUUGUAAGAGAAAAACUAAUUCAAUAUGGAUUAGAAUCAUUUACGGACACCUUCAAAGAAAAUAAAAUCGACGAAUCCAUCUGGUCUUCCCUUAAAGGAGAAAUUUUAAAGGAUUUAAUUCCCCAAGUGGGAUUAAGAAUAAAAUUCCAGCAGCAAAUCCGUUUUAAUUUAUUUAACUUAAUAGCACAGAUUCUCACAAAUCUUUUCUCUGUUCAAAGCGUUGAACAUGUUAUUGAAGAAGAUAGUGGGCCCAUUGAUGUAACUUUCUUGCUAACUGGUCCGCUAAAAAUAUCACCAGAAAAGAAAUAA